AUGGCGGUGGCAGGAGCCGGCGCACCUUAUCACUACCGCCCGCACGGUCACGUCGCCGGCGUCUGCCGCUCGAUGGCCUUUCCGGCGCCGCGGGGUGGCGCAGCCAGCUCACUACCAGCAGAAAACAACCGCCCGUACAGCUCUGGCUCCACAGCCAGCUCUUUCUCUCCGGCCUUCGCGGCGGCGGCAAGCGGGGUGCUGCGGCAGGAACUCGACGUCUUGGACUACUUGUCGGACGACGGCGGAGGCGGGCCGGCGCUGGCGCCGACCGUGCCCGAAACGUUCCGGGCGCCGCCGCUGCCUCCGCGGAUGCCGGCCGAGGCGACACCGGCCGUGCCGGAUGCUGGCUACGGUGCUCAUCCGAGGCCUGCGGCGCCCUCCGCGGCGACGGCCGGGAACAAGAUCGCGUUCCGGACGAGGUCGGAGGAGGAGGUGCUCGACGACGGCUACAAGUGGAGGAAGUACGGCAGGAAGUCUGUCAAGAACAGCCCUAACCCAAGGAACUACUACCGAUGUUCGACGGAGGGAUGCAGCGUGAAGAAGAGGGUAGAGAGAGACAGAGACGACACGAACUAUGUCGUGACAAUGUACGAGGGGGUUCACAACCACGCGAGCCCGGGCACAGUUUACUAUGCUUCUCGAGAUCCUGCUACAGGUCGCUUCUUCGUCGCUGGCAUGCAUAGCCAAGGUCCUGGAUGAAACAUGUACCGGCCGUAGUGAUGUUAGUGUGCUAUUAGGCCUUCUAGAAUGAAAUGUAUAUCCAUG
Molecule: messenger RNA, 765 nt
Organism: Lolium rigidum
Lineage: Eukaryota; Viridiplantae; Streptophyta; Magnoliopsida; Poales; Poaceae
Product: WRKY transcription factor WRKY71-like
Exons: 3
Coding region: 1-699 (232 amino acids)
Biological process (GO): regulation of DNA-templated transcription
Molecular function (GO): DNA-binding transcription factor activity; sequence-specific DNA binding
Source: RefSeq, a predicted model, not a curated record